CACUCGGCUGUUCUGUAACGCAGCGAGUACCACCGUCAGCCAUCUUCACCAUCAUCACACAUCAUCGUCAUUGUCAUCAGUCCUCCGCGCGCCGCCAUGCCUGAUCUCAACUCGGUCCCGCCCUCCCCUCAUUACCUCGCGAACGCGUCGCGCCAGCCAUCUUCGCAACAAAUGCCGCCGCCGCCCGCACCCCGUUCGCCCUCGCUGCAUAUCCUCCCGUCGAACCAGGGCACGGUCAACGCCUCUGCCGCGUCGUCGACUCUGCCAUCCCCGCGCGUCCCCUCAGCGAGCUCCUUUCCGUCCCUUCCGGCCCUCCCCAUGGGCGACAACACCGGCGUCGGCCCCGGUCCAGGGCCCUUGCGGCACCCGCGCCCGCUGACGGCCGCCGAUCUCCACCUGCAGCUGGAGAAGGAACAGGAGGCGGUGGUCAACCGUCUCACCCGCGAACUUUCGAUCCUCCGCGCAGCCCAAAACGCCUCGGUCGUCUCGAACGCCUCCUCCGCCUCGGCGAGCACCUCGGCUGCCGAGCCCGCCGCCUGGGCCGACGCUUCGCACAGCAGCCUCGGAACCAGCCACUACCAGCCCGUCCGCCACCACCGCACCUCCUCCAGUGCCAGCGCCCGUAGCUUCACCGCCAACGCAGGCUCCGUGUCAACCGCAUCCCUGGCCGGCAUCUCCUCGCCCGUGCCUGUGCGCCCCGCCGCCCAGCCCGCCAUGGCUAUUCCAAUUGGCGGCGGCACGGCCCUCAGCCGGCAGAACAGCAGCGCCUCCCGCCGCAGCCGAGCCGGCUCGCCAUCCCCGGCCUCACACUCCCUCUCCGGCAGCUACACACAGCAGCACCACCACCACCACCAUCACAACCGCAUGGGCGGCGAGCCCAGCUCCCUACCAUCCGGCUACUUUACCGCGCGGCCGCCCGCGCCGGCCCCGCCCGUGCGCUCGCACUCGGGCAGCAACACCGCGACAACCCCCGCCUCCACGGCCGCCCCAAGCGAGCUGUCGCCCGGCAUCCUGCCCGCCACGUCGCGCUUCGAGGAGACGGCGCUGCGCCGCGCCGAGCUGGAGGAAAUCAAGCGCGAGAACGAGGCGCUGCGCCGGCGGGUACGCGAGCUGGAGCGCUUGGUGCAGGACGCCGCCGCGGCCAAGCGGACAGAGGAGGGCAGCACGGACGAGCAGCAGCACCAACAACAUUACCACCACCACCACCAAGACGACGACCAUCAUGGGGCUUGGGCGUCGCGGCCGUCGGAGGAAGGACGGUUGCGAGCUGUUAGCGCCAGUGCAUUGAGCUCAGCUGGGAGCGUGACUGUGGGGCUCGGGGUCGGCGGCGGCGGCGGCGACGUGCCUGAGGGGGAGGAGGGGGACGAGGUCGUGCGGGUUGGGGAGAGUGCUGCGAGUGCAGGGUUGGGAAGGGGUCGAGGGAGGGUGAGGGAAUAGCGUCAUGUUGGCGGUAUCACGGCUCUCGAGGGCGUUCUACUGAGCCUCUUCUUUUAUCUUCCUGCUUGCUUUUUUUUUUUUUUUCUUUCCUCCCGUCUU
This is a messenger RNA of Thermothielavioides terrestris NRRL 8126, 1536 nucleotides long. RefSeq lists its product as uncharacterized. NCBI's taxonomy places the organism in Eukaryota, Fungi, Ascomycota, Sordariomycetes, Sordariales, Chaetomiaceae. Bases 97 to 1437 code for a protein of 446 amino acids. The record is from RefSeq and is a predicted model, not a curated record. The transcript has 2 exons.